UUUCAGUCCCUAUUUGGAACUGCUCUCGCGGCAGUUCAGACCUCGUGCUCGUCUCCCUCGCCUGUCUGUGUGUGGUAUCCGCAGGUCCGGGGCACUUUUUUUGGUGCGAGUGUGUGUGUGUGCGCGUGUGUGUGUGUUUGGGGGGAUUGUCGGGGCGCGAGAGGAGAGCCGAGCCGAGGGGAAGGAAGGAAGCCACAGAGCUCCCCGGUCUCGGGCUGCUUCUCCCUUCCAGCGCUCUCCUGCCUGCGCGCUCCGAGGCGGCGGUGGCGGCACCGAGCGCUCCUCGCUGGGGACUCGGCUCUCAAGCAGGGAGCAGCGAGGACCCCUUUGAUGCGGCUUCCUGUGCCUGCUGGAGUUAGGAUGCCAGGGUGGUUGAUUCCCACCUACUGAGCCCGGAGUUUCCUCCUCGGCCCUGGGAAGGGCUUGCAGCGGCGGCGGCAGUAACAGACAGAACAGCAGGCUCUCCUCUCCGGGGGGGGGGGGGGUCGAAGCGCCCGCGCCGGGCUCCCGCCCUCACCCUCCGGCACUCCUGCGGCCCCAAGCCGCCACCCCGGUGCCUGCCUCCUUCCUCUUCUCGCCGAGAGCCGCCCCUGGGAUCGGACCCGCGCGCCCCGGAUGCUGGGGCUGCCCCGGCGCGCCUCCCUCCUGGCGCGACGCGCUGAGUGAACCGGAGGGCGCCCGCGCUUGCCCCAGGAGGGGCCCCCUAACCUCGGGACCCCGCGCCGGACCCGCCGGGUAGACGACGAUGUCCGCUCAGCCCCCGGCUUUGACGCGCUCCACGCAGCGGGGGGAAGGCGGCCGGCCACAGCCCGCCGAGCCCUAGGUGCACAAAGCCCGCGCCCGCCGCCCGGCCUCGGCGCCCGCCGACGACUUUGCCGCCUGCUUCGCGGCUCUUUGUCUCCGCUUGGGGCGGGCGCCCGACUCUGGGAUUUCGGUGUGAGAGCGGGCUGGGGGGGCCGGGGACGAGCUCUCGGUUUCCCGGCCGCCCCCCGCUCGGGCUUGGCUCCCCCCUCCCCCGCAUCUCCCCUGCCCGGGCUCUCGGCGCUUCCACGCUCUCGGAAUCACGACCCCUCCCUGCCAUGUAUCCGCAAGGCAGACAUCCGGCUCCCCAUCAACCCGGGCAGCCGGGAUUUAAAUUCACGGUGGCUGAGUCUUGUGACAGGAUCAAAGACGAAUUCCAGUUCCUGCAAGCUCAAUAUCACAGCCUCAAAGUGGAAUACGACAAGCUGGCGAACGAGAAGACGGAGAUGCAGCGCCAUUAUGUGAUGUACUACGAGAUGUCCUAUGGAUUGAACAUUGAAAUGCACAAGCAGACAGAGAUUGCGAAGAGACUGAACACGAUUUUAGCACAGAUCAUGCCUUUCCUGUCACAAGAGCACCAGCAGCAGGUGGCGCAGGCGGUGGAGCGAGCCAAGCAGGUCACCAUGACGGAGCUGAACGCCAUCAUCGGGGUACGUGGACUCCCCAAUCUGCCUCUCACCCAACAGCAGCUCCAGGCGCAGCACCUCUCCCACGCCACGCACGGCCCCCCGGUGCAGCUGCCGCCCCACCCGUCAGGCCUCCAGCCUCCAGGGAUCCCCCCGGUGACGGGGAGCAGCUCAGGGCUGCUGGCGCUUGGUGCCCUGGGCAGCCAGGCCCACCUGUCGGUGAAGGACGAGAAGAACCACCAUGAACUGGAUCACAGAGAGAGAGAAUCCAGCACGAAUAACUCAGUGUCGCCCUCGGAAAGCCUGCGGGCCAGUGAGAAGCACCGGGGCUCCGCCGACUACAGCAUGGAAGCCAAGAAGCGGAAAGCAGAGGAGAAGGACAGUCUGAGCCGAUACGACAGUGACGGGGACAAGAGUGACGAUCUGGUGGUGGACGUUUCCAAUGAGGACCCAGCGACGCCCCGGGUCAGCCCGGCACACUCCCCUCCUGAAAACGGGCUGGACAAGGCCCGUGGCCUGAAGAAGGACGCUCCCACCAGCCCCGCCUCGGUGGCCUCCUCCAGCAGCACGCCCUCCUCCAAGACCAAAGACCUUGGUCAUAAUGACAAAUCCUCCACCCCUGGGCUCAAGUCCAACACACCAACCCCAAGGAACGAUGCCCCAACUCCGGGCACCAGCACAACCCCAGGACUCCGGUCGAUGCCGGGCAAGCCUCCGGGCAUGGACCCGAUAGGUAUAAUGGCCUCGGCCCUGCGCACGCCCAUCUCCAUCACCAGCUCCUACGCUGCGCCCUUUGCCAUGAUGAGCCACCAUGAGAUGAACGGCUCCCUCACCAGCCCCAGCGCCUACGCCGGCCUCCACAACAUCCCACCCCAGAUGAGCGCGGCUGCCGCCGCUGCUGCCGCCGCCUAUGGCCGAUCGCCAAUGGUGAGCUUUGGAGCUGUUGGGUUUGACCCUCACCCCCCGAUGCGGGCCACGGGCCUGCCCUCCAGCCUCGCCUCCAUUCCUGGUGGAAAACCAGCCUACUCCUUCCACGUGAGUGCUGACGGGCAGAUGCAGCCCGUGCCCUUCCCCCACGAUGCCCUGGCAGGCCCCGGCAUCCCCAGGCACGCCCGGCAGAUCAACACGCUGAGCCACGGGGAGGUGGUGUGUGCGGUGACCAUCAGCAACCCCACGCGGCACGUCUACACAGGUGGCAAGGGCUGCGUGAAGAUCUGGGACAUCAGCCAGCCGGGCAGCAAGAGCCCCAUCUCCCAGCUGGACUGCCUGAACAGGGACAACUACAUCCGCUCCUGCAAGCUGCUCCCCGACGGGCGCACGCUCAUCGUGGGCGGCGAGGCCAGCACGCUCACCAUCUGGGACCUGGCGUCACCCACGCCCCGCAUCAAGGCCGAGCUGACUUCCUCGGCUCCGGCCUGCUACGCCCUGGCCAUCAGCCCCGACGCCAAAGUCUGCUUCUCCUGCUGUAGCGACGGGAACAUUGCCGUGUGGGACCUGCACAACCAGACCCUAGUCAGGCAGUUCCAGGGCCACACGGAUGGGGCCAGCUGCAUAGACAUCUCUCAUGACGGCACCAAGCUAUGGACCGGAGGCCUGGACAACACCGUGCGCUCCUGGGACCUGCGGGAGGGCCGGCAGCUGCAGCAGCACGACUUCACCUCCCAGAUCUUCUCGCUGGGUUACUGCCCCACCGGGGAGUGGCUGGCCGUGGGCAUGGAGAGCAGCAACGUGGAGGUGCUGCACCACACCAAGCCCGACAAGUACCAGCUGCACCUGCACGAGAGCUGCGUGCUAUCCCUCAAAUUCGCCUACUGCGGCAAGUGGUUUGUGAGCACUGGGAAGGAUAACCUUCUCAACGCCUGGAGGACACCGUAUGGAGCUAGCAUAUUCCAGUCUAAGGAAUCCUCAUCUGUCUUGAGUUGUGACAUUUCGGCGGAUGACAAAUAUAUUGUAACAGGCUCUGGUGACAAGAAGGCCACGGUUUAUGAGGUCAUCUACUAAACAAGGACUGUAACAGGGCUGUCAAACUCCGGGAGAAACAGACUCAGCUGUGCCGGGGAGACCCCGGCGAGGGGCUCCGUGGACGUGGAGGAUGGGCGGCAAGCGGGCCAGCGCUGUACUCCGGCGGCUGAGAAGGUGCCCCCAUCACAGUCGGGACUCCCAGGCGUGGAUUGAUGGGACUCACGGACUCUGAUGGAUUUCUCCUCUCCUCCCCUUAACGAUCCUGGCAGAUGCUACACAUAGAUUUAUUCGGGGGCUCGUGGCUCCAGCUCCCCACAGACGCCCUCAUGAAUCUUUCCUUCCCCUCUUGUUUUUGAUGUGUUCCCCUGCCCUGGCUCGGGGACACUGGAGCGUGGACCACACGUUUGUGCCAGGGGAGGGGGGGUUUCACGUCCCUGACUGUGCAGCGCACGAGGUUUGUGAAAAGUGUAAAUAACAGACUCCUAUCUCGGACUGGUCAGCGGGGGGAGGAGGCCCCUUCCCACCGGCAACGCCAGCCGUGUAUUUCGCCUGCUGUAUUUGUAAUCCACUCGUGGUGGUGGCUUUUUCUUUUUUUUUUUUUAAAAAAAAAAAAAACAAAAGUUCCCAUCUGGGAAGGGGAGGCAGGGAGCGGGGUGCAGAAUGGAGAGGGAGUAGAACGGGGAGAAAACUCCUGGGGUGGAGGAGAGGCACUACGGCUGGCAGCCAGGUUGGCUACCAGGUACCCCCCGGACAAGUGUAUCUCCGUGUGGACCUGGGAAUCGAUUGAGGCGUGUCAGGACCAAGCUCCAGACAGACUGACGGACUGACAGAGCUUGAGAUGGGUGUCAGCCCGGGUGACGGCAGCAGAAAUGGUGGGUUUUUCUGUAGUCCCCUGAGCUCCAUGCUCCCCUUUCAGGUGUCUGACCCCCUGUCUGUCUGUCUGUCUGUCUCUCUCUCUCUCUCUCCCUCUCUCCCUCCCUCCCUCCCUCCCACCCACCCUGACCUCCAUCUCUCUUUGGUGCACAUUUGGUUAUCGUGGUGAGAAAUGGAAGUUCAAAGCCACUCUGUCUCCGGCCCUUCUUCAUCUUCGGACACAACCUAAAAAGGACACGAAGUUAGAGGAAAGCAUAGCGACUCAGCUCAGGGAGCUACCAGAGAAAAAAUAGCAACUGAUGUGGGUGCUUUUUUUUUUUUUUUUUUUUAAUUUGAAUAAAAGGAAUUAGAAGUGAUGUCCUUUCAUAAAAUGCCUCCUCUCCCCUUUCCUGCCUCUGACCUCCUCUCUCCUUAGAGGGAAAGUGUGUAUUUAACCUGCAGAGCUGUGAGUCAGGUUUAUCUCCCCCCUGCCUGGGGCGAGGGGACUUGGGGUUGGGCUGGGGGCACACUGGGCUGACUUCUUGUAGCUUCCCGUCUCUCUUAGGAGCCCAGACAGCUUACAGCUAGAAUAUCGUCUCCUGCAGGUGCCACUUUUUGGUACCAAAAUGUUCUGAGGUGUUAGGAUUUGGGUGGGUUUUUGGUCUUUGGGGUUUUUUUUUUUUUUUCCUUUUUUCCUUUUGGUCUUAUUUUUUCUUCUUCUAAGGAAAAGCUAAAGGGCGUCGUGAGUCCUGGUGGUGGGCUCUCCAUGGAUGUAGCAUAUGGAAGAUAAUUUUUAUACUGCAUUUUUAUGGAUUAUUUUAUAAUGUGUGAUUCUGUCUGGUGAGAAGGAAGGAGGGGCUCUGGUGAACCACGCCCCUCACCCCCCCACCCCCACCCCACCCCCGCUCUUGUUCCUGGGUGAGCCCCUCCCCCAACCUGGCAUGGGAGGCUGCAGAGACGCAAGGUGCGUUCCCUUUCUAAGGCUGGGGAGACGUAUCCAGAGUCUGUCUGUGUCUCUCUCUCUCUCUCUCUCUCUCUCUCUCUGUCUCUCUCCCUCCCUCUCUCCCUCCUCUCUCUGGGUCUCAGAUGCUCAGCUGCCACCUCUUGUUAAGGCUCUCCCCACAAGGGAGGGCGAGGGUGGAAGACAAGUUGAUUCCUGAAGAAAAGAAAAAAUGAAAAGUCAUUGUAAUGAGCUGUUUUUAUAUUUUUAAAAGUUACUAUUUAAAGGUU
This is a messenger RNA of Orcinus orca (killer whale), 5471 nucleotides long. It is a transcript of the gene TLE3, whose product is annotated as TLE family member 3, transcriptional corepressor. Bases 1080 to 3428 code for a protein of 782 amino acids. The transcript is spliced from 20 exons. NCBI's taxonomy places the organism in Eukaryota, Metazoa, Chordata, Mammalia, Artiodactyla, Delphinidae. Gene Ontology annotation, molecular function: transcription corepressor activity; protein binding. Gene Ontology annotation, cellular component: nucleus; transcription regulator complex. Gene Ontology annotation, biological process: negative regulation of canonical Wnt signaling pathway; regulation of DNA-templated transcription. The record is from RefSeq and is a predicted model, not a curated record.